AGACACAGCACCUGGAAGUUGGUGUGAUUGCCCUUUGAGAAUGGGCACUGCCAUAUCCCCGGGAGGCCCUGUUUGUGAUGUGCCUGGGAUGCUGUGGUUGGCCUUAGGUGUGCUUCUUGCUCCUGGCACUGCCAGGGCCAACGAGUACGAUUAUGUGAGUUUCCAGUCUGACAUCAGCUCUUACCAAAGCGGGCGGUUCUACACCAAGCCCCCCCAGUGUGUGGCCAUCCCUGCUGACCUGCGUCUGUGCCACAGCGUGGGCUACGACAAGAUGGUCCUGCCCAACCUCCUGGACCACGAGACCAUGGCCGAGGUGAAGCAGCAAGCUAGCAGCUGGGUGCCUUUGCUCAACAAGAACUGUCACAAAGGUACCCAGGUCUUCCUUUGCUCCCUCUUUGCCCCGGUCUGCCUGGAACGGCCCAUCUACCCUUGCCGCUGGCUCUGUGAGGCGGUGCGUGACUCCUGCGAGCCUGUCAUGCAGUUCUUUGGCUUCUACUGGCCGGAGAUGCUCAAAUGUGACCAGUUCCCACAGGAUGAAGUGUGUAUUGCUAUGACGGGCCCCAAUGCCACAGAGGCAUCGAAGCCUCAAGGCACGACUGUGUGUCCUCCUUGUGACAAUGAGAUGAAGUCAGAUGCUAUCCUUGAGCACCUGUGUGCUAGUGAAUUUGCUUUGAAGAUGAAAAUAAAGGAGGUAAAAAAAGAAAACGGAGACAAGAAAAUCAUCCCAAAGAAGAAGAAGCCUUUGAAGUUGGGCACCAUCAAAAAGAAAGACCUGAAGAAGCUGGUGCUGUACUUAAAGAACGGAGCGGACUGCCCUUGCCACCAGCUGGACAACCUGAGCAACAACUUUCUCAUCAUGGGGCGCAAGGUGAAGACCCAGUACCUGCUGACAGCUAUUCAUAAGUGGGAUAAGAAGAACAAAGAGUUCAAAAAAUUCAUGAAGAAAAUGAAAACCCCUGAGUGUCCUACAUUCCAGUCAGUCUUCAAGUGAUUGGUUGCUGCCAGAUUUGGAACUCCUUGCUGGCCCUGAACUUGCACAGAUCUUGACUUGGUGGCCCAUACAUUUUGGCUCCUUCUGCCAUAGCAGACGCUCUCCCUUAAAUCUGUUGUGUUUCUUUUUCUUUGUGUUUGUAGAUCUUUCUGUUUCUCACGCCUCCCCUUUCCUGGCCCCUGUUACAUCCCCAUAGGAGACUGUGCAAAGGUAUGUAGGUAG
This is a messenger RNA of Heteronotia binoei (common prickly gecko), 1213 nucleotides long. It is a transcript of the gene SFRP1, whose product is annotated as secreted frizzled related protein 1. The transcript is spliced from 3 exons. The record is from RefSeq and is a predicted model, not a curated record. Gene Ontology annotation, biological process: canonical Wnt signaling pathway; negative regulation of canonical Wnt signaling pathway; non-canonical Wnt signaling pathway. Bases 41 to 991 code for a protein of 316 amino acids. Gene Ontology annotation, molecular function: Wnt-protein binding. Lineage: Eukaryota; Metazoa; Chordata; Lepidosauria; Squamata; Gekkonidae.